AUGAAGUGGGUGCAGCUCUCCAGCAAGAAGAAGCGGAAGGCUGGGAGCUCGCUGCUUGUGCUUGGGACCGGCAGCGGGGAUGUCCUCGCGCUUGAUGUCGCCGCGGGGCAGUGGAAGUGGCGGAUCAGCGACUGCCAUCCUGGGGGUGUGACAGCAGUAGCAUACUCGAGGCUUGGGCGGACGGUGUACACAGCAGGCGCUGAUGGCAUGGUCUGUAAGAUUGACCCCUCAGAUGGGUCUGUUGCAGGGAAAUUUAAAUCUUCCUCCAAGGCAAUAUCUGCGUUGGCGGUGUCAUCAGAUGGAAAGGUUUUAGCAACAGCAGCUGGUCAGUUGAGGACAUUUGAUGCUUCUGACAACAAGAAGAUCCAAAAAUUCUCUGGGCAUCCGGUUGCUGUGAAAACCAUGAUUUUUAGUGACAACGGUGAAUAUGUUCUGUCAUCUGGAGUUGGGGAACGUUAUGUUGCCAUUUGGAGGUUGGGCGGUGGUAAAACUCAGAGCUCAAGCUGCAUACUCUCUAUGGAACACCCAGCAAUCUUUGUGGACUGCAAGUGUUCAGGUAUUAAUGCCAAUAAUGGAGAAAUACAUGUGUUGGCUAUCUCUGAGGUUGGUAUCUGCUAUUUCUGGUCUGGGAAUAGCAUGGACGACCUGCGCAACAAGAAGCCAACUAAGAUUGCUUUGUCCGAGUCUUCUCUUUCAAGAACAAAGCAGGAUUCCACAAUAUUUGCCGCAAAACUUCAAGGAAUAGAUGGACCUAAUUCUACGCAUGUACUUCUUGCAUAUGGAUCUGUGGUGAAACCAUCGUUCGAUAAGCUUUUGGUUUGUUAUGGUAAGGAUAUUAAUUUGGGUGUAUCUGAAGAUGGAGUCCUCUUGCCUACAAUUCAACCCACCAUGGCCCAGAAAGGUCAAUAUGCUAAAACGAAAGGAACUAUCACUGCUCUAGACCGGGCGAAUGCAGAAGAUGCCAUCCUUCCUCUUCCGAAACUUCAUACACAAGAAAAGAAAAGGAAACAUGGUGUAACAAAACCGAGUAGUGACAAGCUUGCGAUUGAUAGUGACCUUGGAACCACAGCAAGAUUAACAGAGAAAAGAGUUCCUGUGCAAAGAAUUGAAGAUGACAGCAUAUGCAUCGAAGACAUGCUUAGGGAGUGUGGUGUCAUUGAUCAGAGCAUUGAGCGCGAUCCUGACAUGGCAACUAAAAUCUUGUCAGAUCUGUUUGGUCGCAGCGGCAUACCAAUUGACGCUAAUUUACCCAGCAAGAAGAUUCGAGCACAUCUAAGAUCUUUGAAGCCUGGAGAUGCUUGCAAACUUCUAGAGAAUCUUGUAUCUGCAUGGAAAUCAAGAUCUGGCAGUGCCGAGCUUGUUUUGCGGUGGAUAUACUGCUUAUUGGUUAUUCAUGGUCGUUUUAUCUCCUCAGAGAAACCAAAAAAACUAAUUAGCAACCUUGAGAAGGGAGUGGAGAGUGGGGGCGAAUGGCAUCUGGGGCAGUGGCAAUGUGGCAUGAUAGGCAGACAAGCUUCUGCUGGUUCUAGUGGGACUGGGACUGGGACUGGAACUGGGACUGAUCAGAGAUAUGCGGCAACUGAGGAUUUACUGAAGCUUUCUGGUCGUCUUCGGCUGAUAAUCGCUCAGGUCGACAAGGAUGCGAAAGAUGUAUCAGUGAAGAAGCAGGAUUCUUUCUCAGCCCUGUCUGAUGAGGAGGAAGAAGAAAUUGAUGAAUUGGUGUAUGGCGAAGACUUGGAAAACAGUGACGAAGAUGCUGAAUAG
Molecule: messenger RNA, 1764 nt
Organism: Lolium perenne
Lineage: Eukaryota; Viridiplantae; Streptophyta; Magnoliopsida; Poales; Poaceae
Molecular function (GO): protein binding
Source: RefSeq, a predicted model, not a curated record